AUGGACAGCAAGAGGAGGCAACAGCAAGAAUUCAGCUUGAGGAAAUACCUUCCAUUUGUUGUUCUGUUCCAGGAUCCAAAUAAAGACACGGAGUGGAAUGACAUUCUGCGCAAGAAAGGUAUCCUUCCUCCAAAGGAAAAUGUGGAGGAACAGGAACGGGCAAAGGAAGAGGAGCAGUUUGCCAUCCUUCAGAAAUCUCUGGUGAAAACUUACGAGGACAUGACUCUGGAAGAGCUAGAAGAGAAUGAAGAUGAAUUUAAUGAGGAAGAUGAGAGAGCUAUUGAAAUGUACAGGCAGCAAAGGUUAGCAGAAAUGAAGGCAGCUCAAAUGAAGAAUAAAUUCGGGGAAGUUUUGGAGAUUUCGGGAAAGGAUUAUGUUCAAGAGGUUACAAAAGCUGGAAAAGGUAUAUGGGUAGUCUUACACCUCUACAAACAAGGAAUUCCACUCUGUGCCUUAAUAAAUCAACAUAUGAGUGGGCUUGCAAAGAAGUUCAGAGACGUGAAAUUCAUCAAAGCUAUCUCUACCACCUGCAUUCCCAACUACCCUGAUAAGAACCUCCCCACGAUAUUUGUGUACCUGGAGGGAGACAUCAAAGCUCAGUUCAUUGGGCCUUUGGUGUUUGGUGGCAUGAACUUGACAAGGGAUGAAUUGGAGUGGAAGAUUUCUGAGUCGGGUGCUAUCAAGACAGACCUCGAAGAGAACCCCAGGAAGCAGAUCCAGGACCAGCUCAUGUCCUCAAUCAGGGCGUGUGUCCCAGCCAGAGGGGAGAGUGACUCAGAGGAUGACUAAUUCCCAUGUCUGCAUCCGGAUUGAUGCAGUGCCCUUGCAGCCAGUGUUCCUGCCUCAAGCACUGGAGACACUCCUCAAGGCCUUGCUGAGCCCCAGAAGGGUAGCCUUUCAAGACAUUCAUUCUAGAAACUCUAGAAACUAAAAACAUUUCUGUUUUUUAAAAAUUGCAGCUUCACUUAAGAUGCUGAAAGACAUUUUGUAUAGUGAAGCCUGAGUAAAUCUUACUCAAAAGUUUUAAAAUAUAGACGUGAAUAG
Onychostruthus taczanowskii (white-rumped snowfinch) is the source of this 1044-nucleotide messenger RNA. RefSeq names its product phosducin like 3 (gene PDCL3). Gene Ontology annotation, cellular component: cytoplasm. The transcript is spliced from 6 exons. The record is from RefSeq and is a predicted model, not a curated record. Lineage: Eukaryota; Metazoa; Chordata; Aves; Passeriformes; Passeridae. Gene Ontology annotation, biological process: angiogenesis; positive regulation of gene expression; protein folding. Bases 1 to 789 code for a protein of 262 amino acids.